UUCAAACAACCAUUCAAAAUAACUCGAGUCUUUCUAAAGCAUAUAUGCUAUGUACUAUGAGAAUUAUAUCAUUUUAAACAUAAAUACAUCUGAGUAAAGCAUGGAAAACUUUUAGCAUUAAACUAUUCUGAAAUGCAUAGCUUUUGCACAUUAUCCCUAAAUUUUGUGCAUUAUUGACAAAGCAACAUAGAAUAAUGAUAUAUUUGCCAAGAAAUUGACUUCAAAUUUCUAGAAUUUGCAUAAUAACACUUUCAGAUAUUUAUUCUGAAAUAUAUUUUCUUAAAUUGAUCUGUGAGAAUCAUUAAUUUAAAAUAUGUAUUUUAGGCAUGAUCAGGAAAAUCGUGAGUUGAAAGAUACAAUACUAAAGCAAGCAAGGGAAAUUAAAAAUCUUCAGGAAAUCCUUUUCAGACUAAUUUCAGUAGAUAUGAAACACCUGCAGCAGCAACAGGAUUACAUUGAGAAAAGGCAAUGUAAAUCAGAGGCAUCGCUGAGAGAUAUGGCACAGUUUUACCUCAAGUUAAACAGCAAGAUGCAGGAUAUAAUGAACAAGUUAGAUGAAAUCGUCAGAAAAUUCCAAGUAUCAGAAAAUCUACACCAAGGAGUGGUAGAAAAUGUAAAGAAGACACAAGAUUAUCUUGAACACUACAUUUCAAGGCUUCAAUCUGAAAUUUUGGAAAUGAAAGAUAUCGUCAAACUGCAUGCUGGCAGUAUUGAAGAGCUGCAGAAAAAUCUGAUAAGACCAAGUUCAUUGCAGACAUCGGAACACACCAGAAAGAAAGCUGCUCAGGAAGAAUCUGACAAAGAACUGGAGAAACCCAGGCAACUCCACGUACAAGUGGGAGAAACCUUAACCUGCAACCUGAAUAAGGCGCAUGAGGAAUUAACAGUGGUCAGAACUGAAUUUCUUCAGGAGACAGAGAGGAAUGAACCUUUACCCAGCACUAGUACCAUGAGGCCUGCUGUACCGUCAUCCAGUGUUGGGAAUGUUCGUGGUGAUUUAAUGUGCAAAGGAAACCAUGUCCCACAAAGCAAGUUAAGAAUUCCUACCUCACAGCUACAGCUUUCACAUAACUGCACACUGGACUGCUCGUACAUGGUUUCACCGGAUGAUGCAGGAUGUUGUUGCAUGAAUUCCAAAAUUGAAAUCCAGAAUUUGAAGAAGGAAUUAAGUGACCUCAGGAGACAAGUAUGUUGAAAUUUAAUGUGUCAAUAGAAAUACUAAAGUUGAU
Messenger RNA from Oryctolagus cuniculus (rabbit), 1229 nucleotides. NCBI's taxonomy places the organism in Eukaryota, Metazoa, Chordata, Mammalia, Lagomorpha, Leporidae. The record is from RefSeq and is a predicted model, not a curated record.